Populus euphratica (Euphrates poplar) is the source of this 1893-nucleotide messenger RNA. RefSeq lists its product as uncharacterized. The transcript has 7 exons. NCBI's taxonomy places the organism in Eukaryota, Viridiplantae, Streptophyta, Magnoliopsida, Malpighiales, Salicaceae. The coding region runs from base 198 to 1298 and encodes 366 amino acids. The record is from RefSeq and is a predicted model, not a curated record.
AUGUAUGUUAGUAUGUUAAAAAAAGCGCAAUAAUUGUUGACAAACAAGAGAAGUGGAGAAGUGGUGGCGCAGCCACAGCCAAGAAACGGGGAAGACAAGAAGAGGGCAUGGAUCGCGUCAUAUAGUCUUUAACUUCCCAAGCUAAGAAAAAACAAAGGAAACUGCUAGCCCUAAACAAGCUUUCCUUUCCAAAGUGAAUGGGCAGCAGGUGGAGAGCUACUGCUUCUCUUCUCCUCAACCACAUAACCACAAAAGCUUUUAAAUUUCUUUCACCUAAUCUUCCCAGACCUAUUUAUCACUCACACCCUUUAACCCAAACUGUUUGUGGCUUCAAAUUCAGGUCAUUUUCUGCAAUCCCUUCUCGGGUUCCGGUUUACAGUAAUGAAAUUGAAUCUGGGUCUCGUGAUUUGGCUAUUAAUUAUGAUCUGGGACCUAAAGAAGAUGAAGAAUCUGGAAAGAUCCCUGUUAAAGCAUACUUCCUUUGUACCAGUAUUAAUUUGAAGAGCAUGCAAGCAGAGAAUUUAAGCUAUGUUGUUCCUCCUACCUCUCGCUCAACGAAUUAUGUUGUCCUCAAAUUUUUCGAUUUCUCUUCAGAUAUUAGUGCACUUGGAAUAAGAGAGUAUAUCAGCUGCCGCUACAUGGUUGUAUUCCAAUAUGGAUCUGCUGUUCUAUUUAAUAUUGAGGAUCCUGAAGUUGAAAGGUACCUGGAAAUGGUAAGGAGGCAUACUUCUGGAUUGCUCUCCGAGAUGAGGAAAGAUGAUUAUGCCAUAAAAGAGAAACCACUUCUGGAUGAGGAUAUGCAGGGAGGCCUCGAUUACAUUGUCCUCAAAACUUUAGACACUGACAGUAUUCGCAUUAUUGGAAGUGUGCUUGGGCAAAGUAUUGCUUUGGACUAUUUUGUUUCACAGGUUGAUGGAAUGGUUGAAGAGUUUGCUGGCAUAAAUCGUGCAAUGGAGAAAACUGGAACUUUCUCAAUGGAUAGGAAAAAGCUCCUUCAACUUGUUGGGAAGGCUAAUUCAAAUCUAGCUGAUGUGAUUCUUAAAGUUGGUCUUUUUGAGAGAUCUGAAAUUGCUUGGAGGGAUGCAAAAUAUGCUCAAAUAUAUGAGUACCUCAGGGAGGAGUAUGAAGUUACUCAACGCUUUGGAAAUUUGGAUUUCAAAUUAAAAUUUGUAGAGCACAACAUUCAUUUCCUUCAAGAAGUUAUCCAAACCAGACGAUCUGAUCUUUUGGAAUGGUGCAUUAUACUCCUGCUGAGCAUAGAGAAUAUUAUAUCAAUAUAUGAGAUAGUUCAAGGAUGAAGUGCAGAUACAUCACUGAUUUGAUAGACCCUAGGCAUACAAGAAAAGUUCGGAUCACCAGAUGGAGUGACAAGUUAACAAUUCAAUCUUUUAUAGACAAGAUCAAUUCUUCAAUAUUUUUCUGUGAUCCAUGAUAUUAUUUUUGCAGUAUAGCAUGAGAAUUCCUGGUGUCCAUUUUGCACGAUCACUUUUACCAAUAGAAAAUUCCGAAGCCAAAGGCAACCUUUUCAACUGUUGGCAUGUCUCUGUGUUAACAGUUAUGUGCAUAACAUGUUUGAAUGCUUAGUGUUUCCCUUUCCAAGAUGAAAGGUCAAUACAGAAGCAGGUUCGUUGUAUCGAAAGUUCAGCAUUGUAUUUUUAUGAUUGCAGCAGGUGGCAAUGCUUCGCAUGGAACUUCAGACCACGAAUGGAGGCCGGUUGUGCAUGUAUAAGUCCACACCAACCGUCCUGAUAUCCUCAAAAGCAAAUGUCUGCCUUUUGCUAUGACAGCACUGCUUUUCUGCCAUGUUGAAACUGUUUCAUUUUUAUUUUUUUUGACACCAGCUCUGAGAAUGUAUUCAAUGAUGAAUUGUGGAAUAUCUGUUUUCUUUUUGUG